Molecule: messenger RNA, 1260 nt
Organism: Mesocestoides corti
Lineage: Eukaryota; Metazoa; Platyhelminthes; Cestoda; Cyclophyllidea; Mesocestoididae
Source: the annotation of a GenBank genome assembly
CGCGAACGGACACUGAGUUUAUUAGGAAACAAUUCAAUGUCAGAGGUGCGUGCUCUCCUCCAACUUGCAGCUUCGGCUGCAGUUGAUGGCAUCUGUUCAGCUUCAACACCUUUUCUUCUUUUUGCGGAUCUUGUCAACACUAAACCCAUCGUCGAAGCUGAAGAGAAUUUUCACUUUCUGGAAGAGACGAUCAAGGCAUCUUUAUUCGGUUCUGGACGAAACACUCUUUUGCGCAUGUGCAACGACCUUCUGCGUCGAUUAUCCAAGUCUCAGAACACUGUGUUUUGCGGCCGAAUCCAACUUUUCCUGACUAGUCUCUUCCCUUUAAACGAAAAAUCUGGCCUAAAUUUCACAUCUAACUUUAAUCUCGAAAAGGAAGUUGCCUUUAGUCGUAAUCUUUUCCAUUCUCUCACGAUGAGCGAUGAAGCUCUACUGGAAGCGGACUCGGCCACUCCUGUAAACGCAGACCUCUAUCGGCGUUUUUGGACUUUACAAGAGCUCCUAAAAGCGCCCACCCAUUGCUAUACGCGUGAGGGGUGGAUCUCCUUUGUGGAGUGUACCGAGUGCGUCAUAGGCACUUUUCAGAGUAUCCGAAUGACUAACGGUUGUGGUUGUGAGGCGCGUUGGCAACAGUUCACCAUGUACUUAACCAGUGAAAAGCUGUUGGACUUGCAGCUCAUGGACUCGAAUUUUCGUCGCUAUAUACUGACCCAACUACUGAUAAUAUUUCAGUAUCUCACUGCACAGGUGAAGUUCAAAAAUCAGCGUUUGGACGAAAGCCAGACGCGCUGGAUACAAACACAGCAGGAGGCAAUUGCUGGACUACUUCGUAGAGACGCUGACGUUUCCUCACUGUCGUCCCCCAACGUUACUCAGGGCGUUGUCGACCACAUUCUUAAUCGCGAAACACAUUGGAAUCAGUGGAAGAAUCAAGGCUGCCCCUCUUUCAUCAAAGAGCCUGAAAAACCGGCCAUGACACCUAGAAAACGACGGACAAAUCCCCUACAAGAUCGAUUUGGGAAUAGUGAUUUGGAUGAACUGUGGUCAGCAUGUCCUGACAAUUUGGAGUCGUGCCGCGACAAGCAACGUCUAUUCCGACCACCCGAAUUGCAAACCUACUUCCAAGAUGCCAUUCUUGAGUUGGACCCCAGGGAAAAAGUUGAAGAACAGUACAGGUACAUGUUACAGGAAAUUUUAUUUGCAACAUUGAAGUUUAUAAAUGUGAAUGCUGUGUUUCACAUAAGCGGUAACAUUCUAUGA